GGAAGUUGCUCGCUCGCGGCAAAAUACUACGUUCAGCACGCGCAUCGCAUUUCUUCACGAUCGGCCCGCAUUUGCGAGAAGCUAUAUAUCCAGGACCAACUCCCCCUGUCUUCACACAGCUCGACUUAUGUCUCUAUUCGUUAAACCCGAGCGCUCCAUCCUUGGUUACUCUAUCCCAGAUUGUUUCGCUGAUAACUUACCGUGAAUCACUUUCGGGAAGCUUGAGGCAAGCUUGAGUCAAGCUUGAGCGAAGGUUUCAGGUCGGAGCUCGCUCGGAGCGAACUUCGCUACCCGUGAAGGCGUUCAGGCCGAUGGCCAUUGCCGAAUAUCACCCUCACAUCUCACGGCGUCCCAUCUCCAUUACUACUUUCGCGCUGAGCGCUCACGCUAUCUCAGCAUGUCUCGUUCUCCUGCUCCUCUACUGUUCACCAACGACAGCUCUCAAGCCCAUAUCGAGGCCGCUUAUAACGAGGCUGUCUGAUGCUCGCCACGGACGAGUUUCCGCGCGGACGGCUGCCGCUGCGCGGCGGGCGGAGAAAACAUCCGCGGCAAAAGCAGCCGCGGAAGAAGCAUCCGCGCAGCGAGCAGCGGAAGCAGCGUCAGUCGGCGGAACCAUCCGCCGCGUUGACAGCAUGUCAACGGGAUUAGGGCUAAGCGGCUCAUCUUCAGCCUCAGCGCAAACUUCGGUGGCGAACACGGCGGCUCUUACGGCGAUCUUCACGGCGGCGCAGCUGCCUAUUCCGCCAAACAAGCCGAACGCGUGCACGUGGCCCGGCGUGACAUGCGCCGUGGACGGCGCUGUUAUAGGGCUUAACCUCACGAGCAGCGUCAGCCGGCUCUUGCUGCCGCGGACGCCUCGCCUUUGCAACAGUACCGCGCGCGAACGAGGCGGAAAAUUCCCCGCGACACUCUCCGCUUCUAUCGGCCAGUUGACGGAUCUUAUCGACCUCCGAGCUGCGAACCUCUGGCUCGCUGGUUCCGUCCCGCAGUCGCUUUCCCGGCUUACGAAACUUCAAUCACUCGACCUCCAAGACAACUGCUUCGCUGGCCCUCUUCCCUUCGCCUUUUUUCGCCUGCCGUAUCUUUUCACCCUGCGGACGUCGCGAAAUUUCUUCUCCGGCGGGCUACCACAGCGCCCUGUCGCGUACGCCACGAUGACUUCGUUAGCAGUUCUGGACCUCGGGAUAAAUUUGCUUUCUGGGCCGAUUCCUGCUGCCCUCGCGACAUUACCGAUGCUGUGGGUGUUACUUUUGAACUCGAAUGGGUUUUCAGGAGAAAUUCCGCCUGCCCUGCUGGGAAAACAAAUGUCGGCGCUUGUUUUGGAUCAGAACCGGCUUUCAGGAGACCUCAGCGGGCAGCAGAUAAAAGCUUCUUUCAUUGGAUUCAGUGGGAACAGGCUGGCCGGAAAUUUUAACCAGAUCCGGUUCAGCGAAUCCGUGAGCUUCAUCGACGUUUCGGAUAAUAUUUUCUCGGGCACCUUUCCGCAACUCUUGUGCAGCAGUUCGGGCAGCCUUGAAAGCGCUGAUUUCUCGCGUAAUCGCCUGACCGGAGCCGUUCCAGCAAAUUGUUUCAAGCCUGCAAAUAGGGUGCUCCUGGCCCUAUUCUUGAGCCGCAACAACUUCUCGGGCAGCUUGCAGCCUUUUUCCAGCCUGCCCAAGAGCAUCGUGGCUGUGGACCUGGCAUUCAACAAGUUCACAGGGAUAAUUCCCCAAGGCCUCACCACGUUACCCCAGUUAAAUAACUUGAACCUCGGAGCCAACUCCCUGACAGGCCCCAUCCCCCCCUUCUGCCAGGGCCAGCAGGCCCUUGUCUCCCUCAACCUUGCUUCCAACGCCCUCUCCGGCCCGCCCACCCCUCUCGCCUCCCCCACCUGCGCCCCCUCCCUCGACGCCCUCUACCUCUCCUCUAACCGACUCUCCGGCUCCAUCCCUGCUACAAUCAGCUCCUUUAAAAGCCUCAAAUGGCUGCUUCUAGACAGAAACGCCCUCACAGGGGCGAUCCCGGCUGGGGUGAGCGGCAUGCAGCAGCUGAAGGGACUGGGCGUGUCGUAUAACCGGCUGUCGGGUCCCAUUCCUGCGGUUUGGCCACGGACUAUGGGCCAGGUGCUGCUGGCAGGGAACCAGCUGUCAGGGGCUGUUCCCGCUGCUCUUAGCAAGCUGAAACGGGCUUCCUUCAAACCAGGAAACCCUAAUCUAUGCGGGACUCCACUACCCGCUUGCUCAUAGGAUCAACCCCAUGCAAAUCGCCAUGGUUCGUGUGUUAUGGUAUGCGAUAAAGGAAUGUGUUUGCUGUACAACGUAGUUAACGAGGUGCAUUCAUGUGACUUGGUCGGGAGUCGGGACGGUAACCACCGGCCAGGUGCUGCUGGCAGAGAAGCAGCUGUCGGGUUGUUUUGGGUGCACUGAGCGAGCUGAAGGCUCUUAGAAACCACCAUCCCAAAUGACGCAAAUUUACCUGUUCCUUCAUAAUCUUGGUUGGGAAUCCCCAGCAGUGUGUCAACAUGUAUCUGUAUAUGUUAUAGGCUAGAUAGGUGCAUGCUCAUGAGGACAAAACCACCCUGUAUCACUCAUU
Closterium sp. NIES-67 is the source of this 2571-nucleotide messenger RNA. The record is from the annotation of a GenBank genome assembly. NCBI's taxonomy places the organism in Eukaryota, Viridiplantae, Streptophyta, Zygnematophyceae, Desmidiales, Closteriaceae.